AUGGCUCAUUCACUGUCGGGUCCACGCGGAACGUUGAGUAGUAAUAGAGUGUACCCUUAUGCAAUCAAACAACACCCUCAUCAUCAUCAUCAUGACGAUACGGUGUUGGUAGCAACGCCAGGUGAGGAGGAGGAACCUCAUCAAAAUCACAACAUUCAUGAUAAAUAUCUAUUUACUAAAGCGAAAACUAUACGGGAUCUCAAUGCGCCUAGCCAAGAAAAAUCCCGAGGUUGGCUUGUCAGGUCCUUAACGCGAAAAAUGAUGAAUGAAUUAGGUUCAACGACAAGUUUAAACACGAUUCAUGAAUUAAUUGAUGAUUUUACUAUUGAGAACGAUUUAGUGGCCAAGUCCAGAACGUUCAGCGGUAGUAUAGUGUCUUCAUCUACUUCGAAUGUCGAAGAUUUUAGCAAUAGUAACUCGUUGUGUAUGCAUUGCAGCUUUAGAUGCCUGCUUGUAACAACCAUGUUGGUAAUGAUAAUCAUUCCCGUGUUGACUUUGGUUUUACUUUCGAUAGGUUUUUCAGUUCUUGCCUCCAAUGACGUCAAAAUGCAGGUAAUAACUCAGAGUUAUCGGAGUGCAGAAAGUUAUGUUGACGAUUUUUUACGGCUUUGCAUGGAAGCAACGUAUGCACAAAAGAAUGCAAUCUUUAAAAUGUAUUUCAUGAACGAAAGUGGCAUUAAUAUUAAUGACGACAAUAGUAAUAUUUAUAGCCCUCAAGGUUUUGAGAAUUUGAUGAAAGUUCUAGCUGUCAGUCAUAAACAAUACAUUGGAAGGAUUUACCUUGUGGAUUUUACUCCACCGACUGGAGAUUAUCUUUAUGUCGACACUGGUUACCAAAAGAUGGAGCCAUUGGAAAACGAAACAGAGCCCAUGUUUGAACCAAGACAAGAAGUAUUUCAAAUUAUUCAACCUGAUAAUGAAACAUCUUUACAAUCAACAUUCUACUUCACACGGUUUGGAAAAAGGAGAACUGUUGCUUUCGAAGAACCGACUUCAAAAUGGGACCCUAGAGACUACGAAUUCUAUUCUCUCUCUCAAAUUUAUGACGAAGCCUUGGUUCCUUUAGAUGUUCAAUGGCAAGGAGAAACUAUCGAACAAAGAGUAUACACUUGCUUUCAAUCUAAUAUUUAUUCUCCAUAUGACUCUCAAUUCAUAGGAGUAACAAGCAUUAACGUUAAUAUUGAAUAUUUAGCUAACUUUGUAAGAUCAUUCUAUGUCUCACCAAGGUCGUUUGUUGCGAUUAUUGAAAUGUUCAAUCGAGAGGAAGGUAUUCAUAAACGAGUGGUGGGCUUCAAAAAUGCUUCUUCUAUUGCCAUAUAUGAUCCAACCAUGGAAUUCGAAUAUAGAAUUGCCGACGCAUCAGAAAUUGCUGAUCCCUUGUUGAAAAAUGUGGUUAUCAAUAUUUUGCCUGCCAAAAUAUCUGACUAUUCUUUAUACAAAGACACUUCAUAUUCAGAUGCACAUGUUCAAACAUUUACUUUUCAAGGAGAAGAAUAUGUUGUGUCCCACGGAGUUGUAAACAAAACACUUUCUCUUAAUAUGCACUGGCUAGUGGCGGUUGUGGCUCCACAAACAGAUUUUACCAGUAAUGUUUUCAUGUUGGCUGGCAUAAAUGUCGGUAUAUCUAUUUUAUGCCUCAUUGCAAGCUUGUUUUUCAGCUUUCUAUUUUCUAGAGCUGUAUCGAAACCACUAACAUAUUUUUCAUGUGAGAGCAAGGCAAUUUCAAAUCUGGAGAUUAAUAAGGGAAAGCCAUUUCAUUCAACGAUCAAGGAGGUUUUGGAGCUAUCGACAGCUUUUGAAAACAUGAAGAUGGCAUUAAGGUCUUUUAAAAAAUUUGUUCCAAGUGAACUUGUUAGAGAAAUGCUUCAAAAAGGAAAUGAAAUCAAUUUAGGAGGAAAAUUGGUGAACAAUUUAACAAUAUUCUUCUCUGACAUUGAAAAUUUUACAACUUUAAGUGAGGAGCUGGAACCACAGAUUCUUAUCAAGCAACUAUCAGAAUAUUUUCAUGUUCUCACUGAAGAGAUUAUUUUAGAAAAAGGAACCUUAGAUAAAUAUAUCGGAGAUUCUGUGAUGGGUUUCUGGGGAGCCCCUCAGUAUUCGACGCUCUCAGGAAUUAGAGCUUGUAAGGCAUCCUUGAGAUGUCAAAUGCGGAUGGAGGAGUUGAGAAAGAAGUGGGCUAAAGAGAAAACCUUUAAUGAGAUGCCGAAUUGGAAUUCACAGUGGGUCUUGUAUUGUUGUGACAGCGUAAAUCUUGCUUCUCGAUUAGAAGGUACCAACAAAUUUUAUAAUACGCAAAUUAUUGUUUCAGAAGAUACAUACUUGAGACCUUAUGUUUCUGAACAAUUAGAGUUUAGAAAACUUGACAAAAUCAGUGUAAAAGGAAAAUCAAUUGGAUGUGUGAUCUACGAGCUUCUUGGACGGAAGAAAGAUUUACCCCCUAUUGCGACCAUACUGAAUGAAGACACGUCAGAAAUUGCAAAAGAUCAAAGACCUUUACCUCUUGCAAAUGAGGCCAUGUUACAAAUGCGUUCUUGUUACGACACCGCGUUGAAAAACUAUUUUAUGGGAAACUUUAGCGAAGCUGCUUUGCAAUUUGAAGAGUGUUUAAAAUUGAUACCAAAUGAUGGACCGGCAACAACUAUGCUUACACGUUCGCAAUACUUCUCUAUUCAUAGACCAAGUAACUGGGAUGGAGUUUAUCACAAUGUAGAAAAGUAG
Naegleria fowleri is the source of this 2718-nucleotide messenger RNA. RefSeq lists its product as uncharacterized. The record is from RefSeq and is a predicted model, not a curated record. NCBI's taxonomy places the organism in Eukaryota, Heterolobosea, Eutetramitea, Acrasida, Naegleriidae. The transcript has 5 exons. Gene Ontology annotation, biological process: cAMP biosynthetic process; intracellular signal transduction. The coding region runs from base 1 to 2718 and encodes 905 amino acids.